CACUAUUAUUAGUAACCUAAUUGAAACAAUUAAUGUCAAGAUUUUUGAAAAAUAUAACCUUUGGAAAAAUGCGAAAUUUUUUGAAACUGAAAAUAAUAUGUUAAAAUAUGAAUUAAGCAAUUUAAAAACAAGAUACACUGAUUUAGAAAAGGAUAUUACCAAUUUAAAAGAAAAGCUCAUUGCUUCUAAUGAAAGAAAAAUUAUCCUUGAAUCACAAAAAGCCAAAUUCAAAUACACAAUUAAAAAUCUUAAAGACACUAUAAAAGACUUUGAAGCUACUAUUAACAUUUCAGAAAUAAUAAAAUAA
Molecule: messenger RNA, 307 nt
Organism: Cetraspora pellucida
Lineage: Eukaryota; Fungi; Glomeromycota; Glomeromycetes; Diversisporales; Gigasporaceae
Source: the annotation of a GenBank genome assembly